This is a messenger RNA of Podarcis raffonei (Aeolian wall lizard), 2414 nucleotides long. It is a transcript of the gene FRRS1L, whose product is annotated as ferric chelate reductase 1 like. Gene Ontology annotation, biological process: regulation of glutamate receptor signaling pathway. The coding region runs from base 1 to 894 and encodes 297 amino acids. Lineage: Eukaryota; Metazoa; Chordata; Lepidosauria; Squamata; Lacertidae. The transcript has 5 exons. The record is from RefSeq and is a predicted model, not a curated record.
AUGGCCGCGCGUGCUGCCGCCUUGCUGUGGCUGGUUCUGCUGGCCGGGCCCGCGCCGUCCUCUUCGUCCUGGGGCGGCCCGGCGGCCGGGGGCGGCGGCGGCGGCGGCGGGGGCGCGGGGUCCGCCGGCGGGCGCGGGAGGGAGGCCGACCCCGGCGGGGCCCAGGCGGGCGAGCAGCGCCAGCGCCACGACUCCUCGUACGGCACCUUCGCCAGCGAGUUCUACGACAUGCGCUUCCUCUCGGACGAGGGUUAUCCUUUUCCUACUGCUCCUCCAGUGGAUCCGUUUGCAAAAAUUAAAGUGGAUGACUGUGGGAAAACAAAAGGAUGCUUUAGGUAUGGUAAACCAGGAUGUAACGCAGAGACUUGUGACUACUUUCUUAGUUACCGCAGAAUAGGAGCUGACAUAGAGUUUGAACUGAGUGCCGAGACAGAUGGUUGGGUAGCUGUGGGAUUUUCCUCUGAUAAGAAAAUGGGUGGAGAUGAUGUCAUGGCCUGUGUUCACGAUGACAAUGGAAGAGUCAGAAUACAUCACUUCUACAACGUUGGACAGUGGGCCAAAGAAAUCCCAAGAAAUCCUGCUAGAGACGAAGAAGGUCUUUUUGAAAACAACCGCGUAACAUGUCGAUUCAAGCGUCCUGUGAAGGUUCCCAGAGAUGAGACUAUUGUAGAUCUUCAUCUGAGCUGGUAUUAUUUAUUUGCUUGGGGCCCAGCAAUUCAGGGUUCUAUAACUAGGCAUGACAUAGAUUCUCCACCUGUCUCGGAGCGUGUGGUCAGUAUUUACAAGUAUGAAGAUAUUUUUAUGCCGUCAGCUGCCUAUCAGACCUUCUCUUCUCCAUUCUGCUUGUUGCUUAUUGUUGCAUUGACAUUCUAUUUAUUGAUGGGAACCCCAUGACGACUGCAAACAGAGACCAUUUGUUAGUGAGCAUUGCUCAGGACAGGAGCUUUUUCUAUUGGAAAUGGUAUCACUGGACACUUAGUUAUUCACUGGCAGCUUGAGCUCCUCUGCUACCUGAGCCAUAGUUGUGUGCCAAACAAUCACGAUAUUUGAGAAUAAUCAAGGAACAAUUGUAAUUGGCAGAACAUUUUUAGUAGAUAUAUAACUUGUUUCAUGAAAGAUUAAGGCUGCGUUCCUUUUACUUACUAGGGAGAAAGCCUAGCCAAACACAGCAUGACUUACUUCUGAGUAGACAUAGAAAGGAUUGCAUUGUUAAACCUAUGGGUGUGAUGGUGAAAUAUUAUGAGAAACACGUAAAUUCUAUUUCCUAACUCUAAAUUACAUUUAAUUGAGUAAAUAAAAAAUAGAAAUAUAUCACAUUUCAUGAGAUUAUUUAGGUAAUAUAUGUUUAAAUACUUACAAUUUAAGUGACUGGUCCCAGAGUCAAAAUAAUGUUAAUUAUUUUUUUACCUUCCCAAAUAAAAUUGUGCAUAAGCUUAAGUAUUUAUAGGGCUCUAAAACAAGUCAGCAUUAAAAAUUAUCUUUUGGGAAAUGAUAGAAGAUAACCAUUAUUCAGCCAAGAAAAUAACUUUUCUAUCUGAAAAAGUCACCAACAGACCAUUUUAAGAAAAUGGCCACAUUUUGCCUAAUUUAUUAUUAUUUUAAAUCUGUGCUACUGGGAAGGGGGGCUGAGAGGUUGAUGGAUCUUGUAGAACUUCCUUCUCUGCAGGCAGCAAAGGAAGUUCAUCCACAAAUGCCUUCUUGUUCGCUCCUCCACUGUUGUUGCUCUGACAGCAAUGGGGGCUGAGAAAAGGAUAUACUAGGUUGGAGGCGUGAAACCAGUGGGAAGGGAACCAUUUUAAUAAUGUGUGAAGGGGAAAAGGGGAAAGAAAAAGUAAUUUACCCCCAACUAAAGCUAAAGCAAGUCCGGCAGGGCUUAGGAAAGUAUAGUUCCUCUGCCCCCUUCAAAUUGUUUCAUAGGCAAAAGUAGUGCCAUUGGAAAAGUUCUCCUACAAGGAUACAAACAAGUGAAAAUAAUAGCUAAGUUUCCAGUAUGGAGUGUACAUUUUCUGGAAAAAGCAGCACUAUAUGAGGUAAGUGACUUAAAAGAAGAUGUUUACAUGUGUAUAUAUUUUGACACAAUUUGUGUUCCGUUUCUUAUGUAUGCAUAAAUGUGAAGCAAGUGAAAGAAGAAAAAAAGAACCCUUUUAUCUUGUAUUUUUCCUUUAUUUGAAAUGCUAUCUCCAAGGGUACGGAAAUAUAAUUUUUGUUGCUGACAUGGAAUCAAUAGACAUGGAAUCAAUAUAAAGGAACGACUUGUUCCUCAGAACUAUGAAUGAACUAAAAAGUGUAUUUGAACUAAAUGUGUAUUUCUACAAAAUGUUCAGUACAUGGAAAUGUAAAAAGAGGUCAGUAUUAUGUCAGAUUUACUGUGUGAAAUAUGAGUGACAAAAGAUAAGUAAAGAUAAUUUGAUGCA